Molecule: messenger RNA, 919 nt
Organism: Racocetra persica
Lineage: Eukaryota; Fungi; Glomeromycota; Glomeromycetes; Diversisporales; Gigasporaceae
Source: the annotation of a GenBank genome assembly
ACAAACACAACCACCUUCUUUAGAUUUAAGAGAAGAAGGUGAAAGAUCUGGUUCAUUUUCUUUAUUAUUAUUUUCCAUUGUAAGUAUGGCUGCAUCUUUUAUACUACCUUUUCUAGUAACUUCUUCUGUCUCAAUUCCCUUUAAAUUUGAUUGGAAACAACUUUUGAGAUUACCUUGGGGAUUUUUAUCUUUACCAAGAUUAUGGACUGUAUCCCAUUUUAUUUUUGCUUUCGGAAUGUUGGCUACUUGGGGUGUUACAAAUAUUUUUCAAGCUGAUUUAGUAAUUGCUUUAUGUGGUAUAUCUUGGGCUGUUGCUAUGUGGGCUCCUUUUUCAAUUAUCGGUGAAUUUGCUUCUAAAAGAACUAAAGUUGAUGAUACCAGUAAUACUUUUCCUAUUACUCCAUCAACUACUACUUCUAGAAAUGCUUCUUUAACAAGAUUAGUUAGUCCUGUACAUAGAGUUGAUGAUGAUGGUGUUGAAUAUGAAGAAUUGGCAAAUAUUCGUGAAAUUUCCGUGAUAGAUGAAAAUGAUAAUACCGAAGAUGCUCAAUUUUUGGAUCAAAGUCAAUCUGAUGAUACUUCAUUUCGAAGCGGUAGAUCUACUCGUAAUGAUUCUUCUAAUAACGGUUCGGAUGCUGGAGUAUUAUUAGGAAUUCAUAAUAUAUAUAUUGUCAUACCACAAUUCAUUGCUACUUUCUUUAGUAGCGUAGCUUUCGCUAUAUUAGAAGGUCCUACUAGCAAUCAUUUUGCUGAUCAUGUUGCGGAUGGUAAUAAUGGAACUACAAAUGAUCCAAUGAAUUCACAAUCACAUGGUGAAUUAAAUGCUGGUGCUGAUUCUAUCGGGUUUGUGCUAAGGUGUGGUGGUUGUAUGGCUAUUGUAGCUGGAGUUUUGAGUAUGAGGUUGUGGAAAUCAAAAUGA